AUGAUAUCAGAAUCACUGAACUCUUUAUAUAAAAACCUGAACCCGUUCCUCAACGUCUUCCUUGGUUAUUCUAGGAACUACUACUCCCGAACUAUACCCUCUUCCCGGGGUUUAUAUUAUCAUUCCACCCCCUACGGUUUUACGAAGCAUACCUCACGCCUCUUAACGGACACAAGCAUUGCGUUCGAUUUGCAAUUAUCCGACUGGGUUCUGAUUCGUUAUAUCAACAAUACACCCACCUAUCUCAAACCCCCAACUUCCGAACGAAAUACCAUGUCCUCCCCCGCAAUGAGCAAAGCACCCCCCAAGCUAGGCUCCAAGGCCGGAACUCCCGCCAAAGCCCGCAAAGCAUCCGGCUCUAGCGCAGCCAGUAAACCCAGCACCACCACCGCAAGCCCUAAAGACGCGAAAAUGACAACCACACCACGGAAACUCUCCCAGAAAGCCCCAGAAACACUCGACGAUGACAUCGAAGGGCCGUCCAUUCUAGAGGCCCCCUCCCCGAAGUCGAAGAAGCGCACCGAACAACGCCGCCCCAUAUCCUCACCCGACGAUGCUGCCUCCCAGGUGCCUUCCGCCUCCGGCUCUGCAGCCCCCCUUGGCCGCGCCUCCGGCGGGGCAGGUAAGGCUAAGGACCUCGCCGGCAAGAUGAAGGAGACAGCCCAGCAAGGUCCCGAGAGUGUCCAGAAUAGUGGCAGACAUGCUACCCAGACUGCCACCGAUACCCUGCCUGUGCCGUUCGAUCUGUCAACAUUGAAGGGCCUUAACGUCGCCGAGGGCGGGAAUAUCCUCGGACAGGACGGCGCUCUCAUUGGCAAGAUUGUCGAGGGUGAUGCGGAGGGUCUCGUCGGGCAGACUGUUGGAGAUGACGGGGAGAUUCUCGACGAGGAGGGCGAUUUGAUUGGUCGCGUUGAUAUCCUCCACGAGGUCCCAGACCAGGCUAAGAAUGCCGGCGAAGAGGCUCGGGAGAGCGUUGGAGAGGUUGAUCCGGAGAAUCUUGUUACGGAUAUCGCGCAGCUUGAAGGGCUGCCUGUGUCUGGUGGCGGUGUUAUCAAGAACGCUGCUGGUCAGAUUGUUGGCCGGAUCGUUGAGGGUGACCCUGAAGACCUUAUUGGGUAUACACUCAAUGACGAUGGUGAGAUCGUUGAUGACGAUGGCGAUGCUAUUGGCCGUGUUGAUUUGAUCCCUAUUGAGGAGCAGAAGAAGGCCAUUGAAGGUGCUACUGGUGAUGCCCCUGAGAAGGUCGGUAGCGCCAAGGACGAUCUUGAGGAUCAGUACGAAGAUGCUCAGAAUAAUCUCUCCGCCGAUCAGGGCAAGAGCGCUGUUGUUGGCGUGACUGAUGAGCCUCAUGAGGAUGUUUCCGAUGUCGAAGGGAAUGUCGACAAGGGUAUGUCUACUGCCGAAGAUGCCACCUCCAACGCCGGCGCAGUCGACGCUGCUAAGGACACCGCCGAAGAUGGCAAGGUUGACCUCGAAGACACUCUCGAAGACGCGAAGGACAGCGCCGAACACGCAGGUGAAGACGUCACCGAUGCCUUUGAUGAGAAGAUAGAAGGUGCCAAAAGAACUACUGAAGAUGCCGCCAAAGAGGCCAAGCAGACCGCCGAGACCGCCGAGGAUGUUCGGCAACGGAUUCCCGGUCUCGAAACCCUCGAAGGCAAGUUCUGCAACAAGUUCGGCUACAUUAUAGAGAAAGCCACGGGCAGGCCCGUUGGCAAAUUGAACAAAGGCGACCCAAAGAAAUUGUCUAAGCUCGGCGCAACGCUCGACGACAAGGGUCAGUUUUGGGACAACCGCGGCAAUGUGAUCGGCCAAGCCAAGGCACUCCUGAUCGAAGAGGAUGAAGGAGAAGAAGGCCCCUUCUCCGGUCUGGAAGGCCUCGUUGUCGGCGAAGGCGGGUUUGUCGAAGACAAGAACUCGAACCGCAUUGGCCGCCUGAUCGAAGGCGAUGCGAAGAAACUGAGCGGACGUGGCGUUGAUGAGGAUGGCGAAAUCCUCGACCGCAAGGGUAACGUUAUUGGGCGUGCUGAGCGCCUCGAACCAGAGGAGGAAGAGGCCAGUGAUGAUUUCUCUGCCGUUAACGGCCUCUCCUGCAACAAGGCUGGGUAUGUCAUCGGACCUGAGGGGUACCCAAUCGCCCGGGUUGUUGAGGGGAAUCCUAAGGUGCUUACCGGUAAGAAGAUCGAGGACGGCGAGAUCUACGAUGGGAAGAAGGUCGUUGGCCGUGUCGAGCUCAUUCCCGAGGAUGAGAUCGAGAGAAAUGCCGAGGGUCCCUUCGCUGGUAUGGAGAGCCUCCUUGUUACCAAAGAUGGAUUCGUUGAGGAUGAUGAGGGAUCCAUUGUUGGUAAGCUUAUCGAAGGUGACCCCAAGAAGCUGCGUGGUCGCGCUGUCGACGAGGAUGGCGAGAUCACCGAUAAGUACGGCAACGUUAAGGGUCGUGCUGAGCCUUACGAGCCUCCACAGGAGGAGCCCCCUGCGGAGGAGGACUUGUCUAUCCUCGAGGGAAAGGUUCUCAACAAGGCUGGAAACGUUGUUGACCCCGCCACUGGGGCAGUGGUCGGCCGCAUUGUUGAAGGUGACGAGCGCCUCGCUGGAUGCAAGGUCGACGGCAAGGGCCAGAUCUGGGGCGACAAUGGCAAGAUUGUCGGGCGUGCCGAGCUCAACCCUGCGGCCGAGCAGGAUAGGGCCGAAGGUCCAUUCUACGGAUUCGACAACGCUGUCAUCGGCAAGGAAGGAGUCGUGCAGGACGGCGAGAAGAUCAUCGGACGUCUGAUUGAAGGCGACACCAAGCGACUUUUCGGCCGCAAGGUUGACGAGGACGGUGAUGUCCUUGAUAAGAACGGCAAUACGAUCGGCAAGGCCGAGCGCAGGGAGCCUGAGGAGAAGAAACGUAAUGUCAGCCCCAUGUAUGGGCGCAAGAUCACGAAGGAGGGCGAAGUUCGCGAUGCGGAUGGCAACCUUAUUGGCAAGCUGACUUGGGGUAAUCUUGCCACGCUGGUCGGCAAAACUGUCGACGAUAACGGCUAUGUUGUUGACAAUGACGGCAACAAGGUUGGCGAAUGCACCUUGCUUGAGAACAUCCCCGAGCCGGAGCCCGAGGAGGAGGAAGAGGAGGGACCCACGCUCGAGGAGCAGGAGGAUGCGGCGAAGGCUGAAUCCGACCGCCAGCUCGCGCAGAAGAUGAUCUCCAUCCUCCGCCAGACUCUUGAUCAGGUCAAGCCUGUUUGCAGGCAGAUCGCGGAGGCCUGUGAGAAAGCCGACCGCACCCCGAAGGACGAACUCGACGAGGAGAAGCUUGUUCAAACCAUCAAGCCGCUCCUCGAAGAAGGCGGCCGCAUUCUGCAAGAGUGCAACGGAGCCAUCCGUGCACUCGACCCCGACGGACGCAUUGCCGCGACCGCCAAGGCGCGCGCUGCUUCCCGCGAUGCCACCCCCGAGGAGUACCAGCUUGCCGACAUGAUCAAAGAGCUCACAGAGACGGUCAUUAAGACUAUUGACAACGGCAAGAAACGCAUCGCUGAUAUGCCUCACGCUAAGAAGAAGCUUAGCCCCUUCUGGGCUCUGCUCUCUGAGCCAUUGUUCCAGAUCAUCGCUGCCGUUGGCUUGUUGCUUAAUGGUGUGCUUGGACUCGUUGGUCGUCUGCUUGAUGGUCUUGGUCUUGGUGGAUUGUUGAAUGGUCUGCUUGGCAGUCUUGGAUUGGACAAGGUGAUUAAUGGACUUGGUCUGGGGAGUUUGACUGAUGCUCUUGGACUGGGUGAGAAGAAAUGA
Molecule: messenger RNA, 3768 nt
Organism: Penicillium egyptiacum
Lineage: Eukaryota; Fungi; Ascomycota; Eurotiomycetes; Eurotiales; Aspergillaceae
Source: the annotation of a GenBank genome assembly